Messenger RNA from Knipowitschia caucasica, 507 nucleotides. Lineage: Eukaryota; Metazoa; Chordata; Actinopteri; Gobiiformes; Gobiidae. The record is from the annotation of a GenBank genome assembly.
AUGAGCUUCCUCCCCAGAGUGGCUCGUGCUCCCUCAGAGAUAGAGGAGCUCAGGUACACGGGGGGAGCUCAGUACAACCCUGACCAGUACAACCCUGACCAGUACAACCCUGACCAGUACAACCCUGACCAGUACAACCCUGACCAGUACAACCCUGACCAGUACAACCCUGACCAGUACAACCCUGACCAGUACAACCCUGACCAGUACAACCCUGACCAGUACAACCCUGACCAUACAACCCCUGACCAGUACAACCCUGACCAGUACAACCCUGACCAGUACAACCCUGACCAGUACAACCCUGACCACGACAGUACAACCAGUACAACCCUGACCAGUACAACCCCUGACCAGUACAACCCUGACCAGUACAACCCUGACAGUACAACCCUGACCAGUACAACCCUGACCAGUACACCACCCCCUGACCAGUACAACCCUGACCAGUACAACCCUGACCAGUACAACCCUGACCAGUACAACCCUGACCAGUACAACCCCUGA